This is a messenger RNA of Homo sapiens (human), 1008 nucleotides long. RefSeq names its product olfactory receptor family 52 subfamily B member 6 (gene OR52B6). The transcript has a single exon. The record is from RefSeq and is marked validated. Gene Ontology annotation, molecular function: olfactory receptor activity; G protein-coupled receptor activity. The coding region runs from base 1 to 1008 and encodes 335 amino acids. Gene Ontology annotation, biological process: nervous system process; G protein-coupled receptor signaling pathway; detection of chemical stimulus involved in sensory perception of smell. Gene Ontology annotation, cellular component: plasma membrane; membrane. Lineage: Eukaryota; Metazoa; Chordata; Mammalia; Primates; Hominidae.
AUGGCACAGGUGAGGGCGCUGCAUAAAAUCAUGGCCCUUUUUUCUGCUAACAGCAUAGGUGCUAUGAACAACUCUGACACUCGCAUAGCAGGCUGCUUCCUCACUGGCAUCCCUGGGCUGGAGCAACUACAUAUCUGGCUGUCCAUCCCCUUCUGCAUCAUGUACAUCACUGCCCUGGAAGGCAAUGGCAUCCUAAUUUGUGUCAUCCUCUCCCAGGCAAUCCUGCAUGAGCCCAUGUACAUAUUCUUAUCUAUGCUGGCCAGUGCUGAUGUCUUGCUCUCUACCACCACCAUGCCUAAGGCCCUGGCCAAUUUGUGGCUAGGUUAUAGCCUCAUUUCCUUUGAUGGCUGCCUCACUCAGAUGUUCUUCAUUCACUUCCUCUUCAUUCACUCUGCUGUCCUGCUGGCCAUGGCCUUUGACCGCUAUGUGGCCAUCUGCUCCCCCCUGCGAUAUGUCACAAUCCUCACAAGCAAGGUCAUUGGGAAGAUCGUCACUGCCGCCCUGAGCCACAGCUUCAUCAUUAUGUUUCCAUCCAUCUUUCUCCUUGAGCACCUGCACUAUUGCCAGAUCAAUAUCAUUGCACACACAUUUUGUGAGCACAUGGGCAUUGCCCAUCUGUCCUGUUCUGAUAUCUCCAUCAAUGUCUGGUAUGGGUUGGCAGCUGCUCUUCUCUCCACAGGCCUAGACAUCAUGCUUAUUACUGUUUCCUACAUCCACAUCCUCCAAGCAGUCUUCCGCCUCCUUUCUCAAGAUGCCCGCUCCAAGGCCCUGAGUACCUGUGGAUCCCAUAUCUGUGUCAUCCUACUCUUCUAUGUCCCUGCGCUUUUUUCUGUCUUUGCCUACAGGUUUGGUGGGAGAAGCGUCCCAUGCUAUGUCCAUAUUCUCCUGGCCAGCCUCUACGUUGUCAUUCCUCCUAUGCUCAAUCCCGUUAUUUAUGGAGUGAGGACUAAGCCAAUACUGGAAGGGGCUAAGCAGAUGUUUUCAAAUCUUGCCAAAGGAUCUAAAUAA